AUGGCCAACACAAGUGCUGGCUCGGCCGCCGUGUCGCAGCCGACCUCUGGUAUCUCUACACCCCAGUUCCAGACGAGGUCGCGCACCCAGAGCAUGUCGAGCGAUCGCCCUUCCACCAUCAUGAGUUUCGGCCUCAUGUCUCCUCCCCUCUCCGUCACACCGGAGGCCGCCUUCAUUGCCGCCUCGGCCGCUUCGCAGAUUGUCACCAACGACCACGACAGCCACGCCGACACUUGGUAUGACCAGCAUGGAAUCGAACCUGCUGGCGAGACGGCCAUGGUCUCGGCAGCCGCCUUGCAAUUGGUAAACAGCUUCCUCGACCAGCUCCUCUUCAACUUCCUGUCCGCGUCGCGCGCAACGACCCUCGCCGCACUGAGGCCUGCCGUGACCGAAGUCCUGAAGCCGAAACUCGCCAAAGAUGCCAUCAACCAGGCAGACGAGGAGCUGCGAGAGUACCUUGGUGGAGCCGACGAAGACGAUUUCGUUCAACCCCAAGGCACAGAGUCCAAGGACUGGGACCUCGAACUCGUCUGGAAGCGGACACGGUUGAGGUGUAUGGUGUACUCUUCGCUGGGUGACAUGGAAGAGGAGGACGAAGACUACCACAUGGAUCAAGAGAACCUCAAGCCUGGCAUUGACGAGCGCGGCCCCGAGGUCAUCUCCCCCGCAGUCGCCAUCUUCUUGACAUCGAUUCUCGAAUACAUGGGCGAACAGGCUUUGGUCGUCGCAGGCCAAGCCGCAUAUCACCGUCUACGCGCGAAGUUCGAAAAGGAGCCCAAGGACGGCGCGAGGAGCGUUGCCGACAUCGCCGACAGAAUCGUGGUCGAGGAGCUGGACAUGGAACGGGUCGCUCUUGACAGGACUCUGGGCAGACUCUGGCGGGCGUGGAAGAAGAGGCUUCGUUCUCCCAACCUGGACGCGCGCCCCUUUUCGCGCACCUCGUCCAUUCGCCACAAACAGAGCAACACUCCCGAGAGCCGCGAGAGCCACGAGAGCCCGCUCCCUGCGCAGGGCCUUGGCAUCCAAGAAGCACCGCGGGAGGAGCCCGAGGUUGACCAAGUCGGGAACCCCAUCGAAGCAUCGGCCAUCCCGCUACCGAUUGGGGAUCGCGAUAUUGACGAGAUUGAAGUGCCGGGUCUUGCCUCAUACAGCGACGAGGGGAGUCGGAUCGUGAGGAAGAGGAGCCGGUAG
Colletotrichum spaethianum is the source of this 1191-nucleotide messenger RNA. RefSeq lists its product as uncharacterized. The coding region runs from base 1 to 1191 and encodes 396 amino acids. The transcript has a single exon. NCBI's taxonomy places the organism in Eukaryota, Fungi, Ascomycota, Sordariomycetes, Glomerellales, Glomerellaceae. The record is from RefSeq and is a predicted model, not a curated record. Gene Ontology annotation, molecular function: protein heterodimerization activity.